UUUAAAAUUUAUAGCUCACAGCUUCUUGAAAAUGUAGUAGCUUUAUUUGCUUCAAUGAAGAUGCUUUGUAAUUUGUACUACUCAUGAUGUACCAAAGAAACAGAAUCAUCACGUCCUCACACAAAUUUAUUUUUUCAUUUAAACCAAAAUUCAUACACACAGUAACUAACUCUAAACCCUUGUGUCAAAACACUCGAACUCCUCUUGCAACUCAUCUAGGUUCGAUCUUGGAUGCUUUUUCUGACCACCCUUUUGCUCUUCAACGAGCUAAUAAACAAGUCCAUGCCCAGUUCAUUGUUAAUAAAAUCAGCACCAAUGCUUCACUGGGUGCAAAGAUUUUGGGUUUUUAUGUUCUUUGUGGGAGUUUUAUUGACGCCAUUAACAUGUUUUAUAGUCUUGAGUUGAGGACUAGUUUGCCUUGGAAUAGGAUGAUUAGAGUGUUUGUUCAAAUGGGUUGGUUUGAUUUUGCGUUGUUUUUUUACUUUAAGAUGUUGAGUUUUGGAGUUGUUCCUGAUAAUCAUACUUUUCCCCCUGUGAUUAAGGCUUGUGGUGCUUUGGAAGAUGUUAGAUUAGGGAGGAUGGUGCAUGAAACGAUUCGUGAACUGGGGUUUGAGUUUGAUGUGUUUGUGGGGAGUUCUUUGGUUAAGUUUUAUGCUGAGAAAGGUUGUAUUGAUGACGCGCGUUGUUUGUUUGAUGAAAUGUCUGAGAGAGAUUGUGUUUUGUGGAAUGUAAUGCUUAAUGGGUAUGUUAAAUGUGGGGAAUUAGAUAAUGCUAUGAAGGUGUUUAAAGAAAUGAGAAGAAGUACGAUUAAACCGAAUUCUGUGACAUUUGCUUGUGUUUUGUCUGUCUGUGCUGCAGAAAGAAUGAUUGCGUUUGGUAUGCAACUUCAUGGUGUUGUGGUAAGUUGUGGAUUAGAGUUUGACUCGCCGGUGGCAAACACUCUGUUGGCUAUGUAUUCAAAGUGUGAGCUGUUGUGUAAUGUGCGUAAAUUGUUUGAGUUGAUGCCUCGGAUUGAUUUGGUGACAUGGAAUGGGAUGAUUGCUGGACAUGUGCAAAACGGUUUUAUGGAUGAGGCUUUAGAUUUAUUUCGUAAGAUGAUUUCUUCUGGUGUCAAACCAGACCCGAUAACCUUUUCAAGUUUUCUUCCUUCAGUUGCUGAAUUAGCAAGUCUUAAACAAGGUAAGGAAAUUCAUGGUUAUAUAAUACGGAAUGAUGUGCCUUUGGAUGCAUUCUUGAACAGUGCACUUAUUGACUUAUACUUCAAGUGCAGGGAUGUGGAAAUGGCAUGCAAGAUUUUUAACCAGAGCACCACAAGUGAUGUUGCAAUUUGCACAGCAAUGAUUUCUGGCUUUGUACUUAACGAGAUGAACAAUGAUGCUUUAAAGAAAUUUAGGUUUUUAAUUCAAGAGAAAAUGAGUCCAAAUGCUGUAACCCUGGCAAGUAUAUUACCAGCAAUAGCUGGUUUGGCUGCUCUGAAAUUGGGGAAGGAAUUACAUGGUAACAUCCUAAAGAACAGACUUGACAGGAAAUGUCAAGUAGGAAGUGCAGUGGCAGACAUGUAUGCAAAGUGUGGAAGACUGGAUCUUGCUCAUAAAAUUUUUAGAGGGAUGUCUGAAAAGGAUGUUAUUUGUUGGAACUCAAUGAUCACAAGCUGUUCCCAGAAUGGCAGACCAGAGGAGGCCAUUGAUCUUUUUCGUCAAAUGGGGUUGGGAGGAAUGAAAUAUGACCGUGUGAGCAUAUCAGGUGCUCUUUCUGCUUGUGCAAACUUACCUGCACUGCAUUUUGGGAAAGAGAUCCAUGGUUUCAUGACAAAAGGUUCUUGCUGCUCUGAUCUUUUCGCUGAAGGUGCAUUGAUAGACAUGUAUGCUAAAUGUGGAAAGUUGGAUUUUGCUCGUGCUGUGUUUGACAUGAUGCAGGGGAAGAAUGAGGUGGCGUGGAAUAGCAUCAUUGCUGCUUAUGGAAGCCAUGGACGCCUUAAAGAAUGUCUUGCUCUUUUCCAUGAAAUGUUGGAAAAUGAAAUCCAGCCUGAUCAUGUCACCUUUCUUGCGAUAAUCUCUGCUUGUGCUCAUGGUGGCCAAGUUGACGAUGGAAUUCAUUACUUCCAUUGCAUGACGCAAGAGUAUGGGAUCCUGGCUCAUCUAGAGCAUUAUGCAUGCAUGGUAGAUUUGUUUGGGCGUGCUGGACGUUUGGAUAAAGCAUUCGAAACUAUAAAAAGUAUGCCAUUUUCACCGGAUGCAGGUGUAUGGGGAACACUGCUUGGAGCGUGUCGGGUCCAUGGCAAUGUUGAGCUAGCUGAAGUAGCUUCAAGACAUCUUUUUGAUUUGGACCCACAAAACUCUGGUUACUAUGUGUUGCUUUCAAAUAUACAUGCUGAUGCAGGACAGUGGGGAGAUGUGCUUAAGAUACGACGUUUGAUGAAAGAAAGAGGAGUUGAAAAGGUUCCUGGGUAUAGCUGGGUUGAGGUUAACAACGCGACCCAUAUGUUUGUUGCUGCCGAUGAAAGUCACCCAGAGUCUGCUCAGAUCUAUACAUUACUGAAGAAUCUUCUUAUAGAGCUGAGAAGAGAGGGUUAUGUUCCUCGACCUUAUCUUCCAAUGCAUCCACAAACCUUGAAGUUGUGAUUACUGAAGAAUGACCCCUUCUUUCUUCCUAUCACCAAAGCAAUGAUCUUCCUUCAAACUAAGGUACUGCACAUCCCUCUACGUGAACUAUACUUUUUUAUUUAUCAACUUGUAAAUUCUACAAGUAGAACAAAUUGGUGACAGUGACAAUAGAAUUUGAAUUGAAGAUGACAAGAUUUUAA
This is a messenger RNA of Pistacia vera, 2803 nucleotides long. RefSeq names its product pentatricopeptide repeat-containing protein At4g21300. Gene Ontology annotation, molecular function: protein binding; RNA binding. The record is from RefSeq and is a predicted model, not a curated record. Gene Ontology annotation, biological process: RNA modification. The coding region runs from base 84 to 2621 and encodes 845 amino acids. NCBI's taxonomy places the organism in Eukaryota, Viridiplantae, Streptophyta, Magnoliopsida, Sapindales, Anacardiaceae. The transcript has a single exon.